Messenger RNA from Sceloporus undulatus (fence lizard), 6906 nucleotides. RefSeq names its product cilia and flagella associated protein 44 (gene CFAP44). The transcript is spliced from 35 exons. Lineage: Eukaryota; Metazoa; Chordata; Lepidosauria; Squamata; Phrynosomatidae. Gene Ontology annotation, molecular function: protein binding. The record is from RefSeq and is a predicted model, not a curated record. Bases 18 to 5552 code for a protein of 1844 amino acids.
CUGGCAUAAACCAGCAAAUGGAGCCCAAAGGGGAGCAAGACGAGGGGAAAAGUGGAAAAGACCAGGAUGAACAACGUGAAAGAAAGGGCAGCUCAGAGGGACAGAAAGAAGGAACAAAGAAGAGUAUUGAUGAUAAGAAACUAUAUUCUGAGCUUGAUGAAGAAGAAAAGCCAGGUGAAGAUGAAGAGGGCGAAUGGAGCUUUGGAAGUGAGGAAGAAGAGGAGGAGGAACCAUCACCAGAACCUGAACAGCCUCAAGAACCCGUGAAGAAGAAAAAAGUAGUGGUAGAGAAGAAAAUCUCUGAAAGCUUCUACUAUAACUAUGAAGAGCUGUGCUCAUUUCCAUAUGUGACUCCAGAUUCUGGCAUACCGAUUGACAUGCUCAUUCUCAUGCACUCUUUUGGUUAUGACUGCAUGAGACGGGCAAACAUCCAGAUGCUGGAUAGUCAAACACUUCUGUACAUUGCUGGCAAUCACCUAGUACUUCUGGAUUUGCAGUUUAAAUAUCAGAGAUACAUUCGAAGCACAAGUAGUGGUGGCAUUGGUGUAAUCACGGUACAUCCUAGUAAAACAUACUUUGCUGUUGGAGAGAAAGGAUGGAAACCAAACAUGAUUAUCUAUGAGUAUCCUUCUCUGAGGCCAUACAGAAUAUUACGAGGUGGAACAGAAAAAGCAUAUGCAUUUGCUGAUUUUAAUCGUUCAGGCACCUUGAUAGCCACUGUUGGGAGCAGCCCUGACUACAUCUUGACUGUAUGGGACUGGAAACAGGAAAAGAUUGUGUUGAGAUCAAAAGCAUUUUCACAAGAUGUUUAUAAAGUCACAUUUUCUCCUGAAAAUGAAGAACAACUGACCACAUCCGGUUCAGGCCACAUCAAGUUUUGGAAGAUGGCCCUCACUUUCACUGGUUUGAAAUUACAAGGAGCAUUGGGAAGGUUUGGAAAAACAGCACUGACAGACAUUGAAGGAUAUGUGGAGCUGCCAGAUGGGAAGGUACUUUCAGGUUCAGAAUGGGGCAAUAUGCUACUCUGGGAAGGAGGCCUCAUAAAAGUAGAAAUUUGUCGACCAGGCCGUAGAAACUGCCACAGUGGCUCCAUUAAUCAGUUACUACUGGAUGAGGGAGAGGUUGUCACAAUUGGAUCAGACGGAUACAUCAGGGUUUGGGAUUUUGAAACAAUUGAUACAGCUGAUGUUGUUGAUGACACUGGACUGAUGGAGAUGGAUAUCAUGAACGAACUUUUAGUUGGCAAAAACGUCAAUCUGAAUUACAUGGUAAAAGUUCAUGAACGUGGGGAACCAUAUUGGUAUGCUCAGGAUUUUAAUGGAGCCAUUUGGAAGCUGGAUCUGAGUUUCUCCAAUGUUACUCAUGAUCCAGAAUGCCUCUUCAAUUUUCAUUCUGGAAGGAUAGAGGCUGUGGCUGUCUCACCAAUUACAUAUAUCUUGGCUACAACAGCUCUUGACCGUUCAGUACGUGUCUAUGAUUUCAUUGGUAAGGUGCAAUUGGCUGAAAUAAAGUUUAAACAGGGAGGAACAACAAUAACCUGGGCACCAAGAGUGACGAAUCCUAAAGGAGGCGUAAUUGCUGUUGGCUUUCAAGAUGGUGUUGUGCGCAUUAUUGAACUUUACAAUCCUAAGGGUCUCCCUGUUGUUGCUGGACGGGAAUAUGUAACAGAUGCAGCCCUGCGUCUGAAACAGGCUUUCAAGCCUCAUACCUCUGCAGUUACUGCAUUGGCCUAUGAACGCAAUGGAGAAAUACUUGCCACAGGAAGUAGAGAUAAAACUGUUUUUUUCUUUAAUGUUGAUGACAAAUAUGAUCCAAUUGGGUUCAUUAGUGUUCCAGGGCCUGUACAGGCAUUGCAGUGGUCUCCUUCAUCUCAUCGAGAUAAUAAGCUGCUUAUUAUCUGUGAGAAUGGUAUUGUAGUCCAGGUUCUUUCUCCACACCCAGAUUAUGAUGCAGGAUCUACCUAUAAAAUGAAGGAUUUGCCUACAGAGUAUUUUCGGUUUUGGAGCAUAAAAUCUCGGAUUUUGAGAGAAGAGGAAAUUAAACGGAGAGAAAAAGUGAAAGAAGAGAAGGAGAAGGCAAAGCAGAAAUGGAUAAAAGAACAGCUGGAUGAAGGGAAAGAACUAGAAGAAAUUGAAUAUCUAGUGGAUGAAGAACCCGAGGAAGAAGAACCACUGCCACCUAUUUUUAUCCCAGAGACUCCCAGCCCAAUCCUCUGUGGAUUUUAUUCUGCCCCAGGAAAAUUUUGGUUGUCUGUGGGAGGUUAUGACACUGGAUAUCUUUACCACUGCGCAUUUUCUCCUAUGCAGCACCAAAAAGAUCUUGAGGCUCGGCAAGAUGAACCUUUUGAUUUUAUUCCUCUAGAAGAUGCAGAAGACAAUCCUAUUAGACGGAUCUGGUUUUGCUCCAGUGGUUUACUAAUGUUCUGUGGGAUGGAGAAUGGAGCAGUGCGGAUCUACCCUCUUCACCGAAAAGAGCUCUCAGCGGACAAUAUAGCUGGAUAUUGGUCAUUCAACCUACAUGACAAUGACUAUGGGAAAAUUCAAGGAAUCUGUUCAAGUUUUGAUGAUCGAUUUCUGGUGACUUGUGGAGCGGAUGGCAAUAUCUUUACUUAUAACAUUCUUUCUGCUGAAGAAAUUAAGAAAGUCCUGAGGACUAAGGUGCCCUCUCCAAGGAAAGGCCUAGAUCAAGAGAGAGCAGCAGAAGAUAUUGUGGAUCCCAGUGCCUACAGUAUUGAAAAUGCCAAACAAAAAAAGGAGUAUGAUCAGAUAAUGAGGGCAGCAGAACAGAAGAAAUACGUAAAGCGACAAGAAUUGAACACUCUUAGAUAUCAGUUUCAGGAUCUGCUUCGUAUGAAUGAUGAUUUACCCAAGCACAUGCAGCUCCAUAGAGCCCAAUUUGAGUUGGACCGUAGAAUUCGUGCAGAAAUGGACAGAAGAACAGCACAGAAGAUCCGACUCGUGAUGAAAGAAAUGGCUUGGGAACAGGAGAAACACCGCACUGGGCUGCGAAAACUACAGGAACGGUUCCGGGGCAAUUUGGAAUAUGACACAAUUGUGGUUUGUGCAAUGAGAAGUAACCAUCGAAUCUCUACAUACAGACUGUUGGCAAUCUCAGAAAAAUUCUACAAAGCAAGAAAACAGAGUCAAUCAUGGAAAAGAAGACUGAGCAAAUUUGAUUGGAAAGCACAAGCAGAACAAAGGAGAGAAAGCCUGAAAGAAGGAUUAUAUUCAUCCCAGGCGAGUGCCAUCACUGAGGAGGAAACAGAAACAGAAAAGGUGAAGAAGAAACCCAAAACAGUGGCAAGCCGUAUUGUUGAGAAUCGAAUGGAUAGACUUAGAAAAAUUAUUGAAAAGGCAGAAAAAGCGAAAGCAAAGAUCCAGCAAAGAAAGAAGGAAUGGGAAGAACUAUACAAGAGCAAACCAAGUGAUAACUAUGAGGACCCCCAAGAUGUCGAAGACAUCAAGCAUGCACAAGAGAACAUGGGAGACUUCAAAUUGAAGACUGCUACUAACUACAAAAUUCCUGAACAUAUGAGAAUGAAUGCUGCCAAGAAAAUGAAUCAGCUAACAUCUCUAGAACUGGCAAUCCAUGAGAAGAAAUUGUCCAUGAACAAAUGGAUAGUGGGCCUCCGAGACCUCAAGGUGGCUAUUAUUGAAGAGAUCCAGUGCGUGGUGCAAGAACUAAAAACUAUACAAUCAUCCCUGCAUCCAUCCCAACAGCUUCCUGUUCCUCUAGUUCCCCAGCUUCUUCCCGAGGAAACUCCAGAAAACAAUUUUGAGUAUGACAGUGAAAUGCUUUUCAAGUUCAGACAGGAACUAGAAGAGCAGGGGUUGAAGGCCAAAGAGAUUGUGGCAGAGGUUUCUUCAGCAGAGGCCGGAGGGCUAGGAGCAUUUGGAGGAGGUUUUCUUCACACCCCUUCAGUCAAGGAGCUGGAUAGUUUCACCCGAGGGACGAGUAUGAAAUCAUUAAAAACAGGAUCUGGAACUGGAGCAGUAACGUCAGUCAAAAGUUUUGAGAUGGAAUUGACAGAACCAACAGAGCUAGAACUGGAAAUCAAACAGAGGGAGGAGAUUAGAAACAUUUACAUGCAGGAGACUUUGAUCAAGAGGAUUGAUGAGCUCAUGAUGACCUUUGAUGCUGAACUGUGUCUUCUGCGCCACCAAAAGCUGAAGCUGGACAUACAGAUGAAAACUGCUGACCUGCGUCACAUCACUUGGUUUCAAGAGUUGCUUCUUCUAAAGAACUUUGAAAAGCAUGAGGACACUCUCCAGGAACGCGUCAACAGCCUCAUCAGUGAGGAGGAUGGAAUGCAAACCAAAAUAAAUAGCUGUCUUGCACAAAUAGAGGAAAAGAAAGCAGAGAUUGCAAAGCUCCAGGAACGAGAGAAAGUAUUGUAUGCUACUUUCCAGGCAUCGUUAGGGGAAAAUAACAAAUUUGCUGGAUUCCUUCUGAAAGUCUUGAAGAAGAGGAUCAAACGUGUUAAGAAGAAAGAAGUGGAAGGCGAAGGAGAUGAGGAAGAAGAGAGUGAAGAAGAGAGUGAUGAGGAGUCUAGUUUUGAGAGUGAUGAAGAAGAGUCAGGAUCUGAGGAUGAAGUCUUUGAUGACACAGUUUGUCCCAAAAACUGUGAUGAGUCACUCUUUGAAAACACAAUCCAGCUUCGAGAGAAACGACUAGACAUUGAGGAGGCAUUAAUUGAGGAGAAGAAAGUGAUUGAAAAUGCAAAGAAAGAAUAUGAAACUUUGGCCAAGAAGGUGAAAGUAGUAGCAGCCAGUCUGGAUACAGCAGAAUGGGAACUGGAGGCAUAUCAACGGGAGAAGCAGCAGAAACUAAAUGAGCUGCAUGUAGUGGUACCUCUAAAACUUCACCAGGUGGAAUAUGUAUCAAAUGGAGAAAUCCCUUCCGAUAUCUCUCAGGCUUUGGUGUUUACCAAUCAGUCUUUGGUAAACUUGCAGCAGAGGAUUACAGUCCUGCAAGAGGAGAAACUUGAACAGAGGGAGCUCUACAAGAAGGCUCGGGAACAGCACAAACAGCUUAUUCGAGACAGGAAGGAGAUGAUGAUAAAGAUUGACCGACUGGCGGAGAGGUGCAAUCAGUUGAUGAUGAUGAAAUUUGGCCGGAUAGUAGAUUUGGAAGCCCUCCUAACUCUUUCUGUUAACACAAACCUGGAGGAGCUCAGGAUGAAAACGAUGGAAAAAGAACAAGCUAAUGCUAUGGAGCUAAAGAAGUGGGAGGAUAUAAUCCUUGAGAUGCGCCAACAGCUGAUGGCAGUGACAAAAGAACAUACCAGUAAGCUGAUGCAAAUGAAUGCAUUUUGCACAGAGAAGAUGAGACUUGAAGCUAAAUUAGAUGCACUGCAAAAUAACCUGGGAGCAGAAUUCCAAGGGCCUCGCAAAGCAGAUAUUGAGGAGAAAGAGAAGCUGAUUGCAUUAGUUCAGCUACAAGCCGGAGAAGCUGAAGUUCUGAAAGAAGAAAUAACACUCCUAAGUAGAAAGGAUGGGCGCAUCUUCCCACCAUCUCAGUCCCUGUACCAAGCAGAUGAGAUGAUGGAUUAAAGCCCUCCAAUUAAGUUCCUUGGGUCUAUUUUUACAUAUAAAUCCUAAUGCAUGAAAACAACCGACAGGCUAGUCUUGAAGUUUUAGCUUCUGUAGUUCACUUCAUGACAAAUUAUUUGCACAUUUUAACAGUUAUAGACCACAUAUAGAUUUAGCAAUGAUUUGGAAAUAGAGUGAGUAGCAAAGUUUAUACCUCCUAAAAAAAUUUCUUGCCUUUUUUACAGCUGUGAAACCACAAGAAAAAUUGAUUAACAGCUGUAUCCAUCUCAUACUUUCUCCAUAACCAGUUGAUUUUGAACAAGUAGUAGAUCUCUGAUUAUGAGUCUCUGAAGUCAUUUCAUUUCUUGAUGCAAAAGGUGCUGUAUAUGUCAAAAACAUGCACACAGACAGUACUGUGUAGAGAAUAGUGCCUUGCCCUUUCAGCUGGCUAUUAGUACCUUAACACUGACCUACAUGUAUAUCCACAAUGCACUACUAGUGUACAAAGUACUAAUACCCAAUGACUUUUUGCACAUGACUGUCUGGAUGAAGCCAAUUUAUAUAUUUAUAAAUAAAGACACCAUAUUGAUCUCAAAACUAAGGAAGAUGAGCAUUUAUGUAAGCCUAUUUCACCCUGAAAUUGUUUUCGAUAAAAUAUUUUAUUGGCUGUGUUGGUUUAUGAUAAAAAAAUUCUAAUGUCAUGCUUGUAUUGUUGUUAACCCUGUAAUCUCUGCCCUGGAAUGCAGCAACCCUUCAGAUGCCGUGUCAGCCAUGUAGAAGGAAACAGUCUUUUAGUUAGUUAACCUAAUACCUAAUUAUUAUCACUGGAAAAAACAGUCCUCUUUCCAGAUUUGAAACUUCUGCUUGUCAUACUUUGGCAACAUUUUAAAAAAUUGGCUGAAAUCCUAUAUCACCCUCUAUUGUAAUGUAACUUUACAAACAUUUAACUGUGUAGCAGAGGCACCAAGAAACCUAGUUACUGGAUUGCAAAGAUUCCUCCUCAAACUUUUUCUGUCAUAGAGGGGAGAACAAAGACAAGGAGAGCACUUGGAGAAGCUGCCUCUACCUUAGAGGAGACGGAGAAGGAGAGCAGGGAAGCUAUCUGGCUCAUGACCUCGGGCAGGACCCAUCCCAAGCCACAGCUGCUUCUUCCUCAACACAUCCUAUUCCUGUAGUUCUCAGGGCAAGACACUACUGCCUGCUCAGUCCAGGGUGCCCUAGGCCAAUGCCCACAAUGGCCUCUGGUGGAGAAAGGCCAGCAGUGCCUCUUGCCAUCACUGUCAGUCACCUGGCUCUGGCUGGGCAUGAAAGAAUAUGUGUAAAAUUUAGACAUCUAAGUAUUGAAUUUAUUUAAAUAAAACUGUUUGACUUUGAA